AUGUCUAACAUUUUUGCUUACAUGUACUCAAGCUCCCGCGUCGAUAGACGUCAGGCUUUUGGAGACGAAAAAUCCGAGCAGAAUUACUUGACUGAUGUGUUGCACAAGUCGUUGGUGCUAUCCGGUCUUGUGGGUGGCUUUACCGAGCAUGGAGGAAUAGGAAAACCCGAUUCGCUCACGUUGAAGACCGAAGCCGACAGUGGACUUGCUACUGAGGAGAACAUGGGACUUGUGGUGGAGUUCAAGUCGACCCACAAUCUUCCCUUGCCCAUGUCUGCUGUUGCUAUAGUGAAUGCAUACAAUGAAGCCUAUCGUUUGGUGACUCAGGAGAAAUGGGGCCGAACCACUGCUUGGUCUCGUAUUUGCCAUCCAAUUGGGCAGCUGCUUAAUUACAUGGUCGAAAAUGGACGACGCUUUGGGGUUUUGUCAUCGGGCACUAGGGCCAAUUUCCUCCAAAUUCAAGGACAUGGUGGUGAUGCUGUGAUCUCGAUCAGUGAUGCUUUCUUGGUUGGCCAACGAAACUUUCUGCGGGCUUGGGCUUUUGCUCACUCGUUAGGUUGUGCUCAGGCAGACAAACUUGCUUCCAAAUCCCUUGGAUGGAAAUCAUCCAACGGUGAACAUCCAACACCUCCAGCUAAGAGAACCUAUCAGGGAGACCUACCUAAUAAAACAAUCGAGGAAGGUGAUGAGGAUGACGUGGGUAUGAAACCUACAGACAAGCCUUCUGCAAAUACUGCCUCUAAUGGAUUGGAGGAGGUGCCGUUUGAAGACGUUGAAAGAAUCCUUGGUGUUCUUGGGUAUGGACACAAUGGAGUUGUGCGUGUGGCAAAGUGGCAUGGAAAGGAGGUUGCCCUCAAGCAGUUUGAUAUCGGAAAAGAUGGGUAUGGUUACUACAACAACGAAAUCAAGGGAUACAUGGCAGUGGAAGGUGCCUGGGGUGAGCUAGUGACAAGGCCUCUGUUUGUGUCAGAUUCGUGGUCCGGUUCAGUCAAGUUUAUUGGCUUACAGUUGGGACAAAAUCCUGCUCCAGGAGAUGACAAUUCGGGUUGGAGCAGCGUUUUGACUUCUUUGGAAGGACAGUUUGGCUUUCGUCACGAGGAUGCAGAUGAUGGCAACAUGGUUUUUGUGGUGGACGAGGUAACUGGACGGGAGAAACUUGUUGCGAUUGAUCUUGAGGCUCAUACUAUGGUCGCAGGGGUACACUAG
Molecule: messenger RNA, 1206 nt
Organism: Seminavis robusta
Lineage: Eukaryota; Bacillariophyta; Bacillariophyceae; Naviculales; Naviculaceae
Source: the annotation of a GenBank genome assembly